AUGAUAUUAUAUUAUUAUAUACUACUACUGUUAGUUUUUACAAUAUUGGGUUUGUCUUUUAUUAGAUAUUAUACCAACAAGAGAGCGAAACAACUACAUCAUCAAAUUUCAAGUUCAGAAAAAUACUUCACAUUACGCCAACCUUAUAGUGAUGAGGAAAAACAGGACAAUUCAUUAGGAACUACAGAUACUCAUUAUGGUGGAGGAGGAGGUGGUAAUUUCAAAUACAAGUUCCCUGGUGGUGGUGGUGGUAAAAUAGAAUUUGGAGGUGGUGCUGGGUUUGACUACAAGCAUGGCAAACAUGAUGAUGAUGAUGAUAAUAACUCAGACAAUGAGAAUUAA
This is a messenger RNA of Candida dubliniensis CD36, 342 nucleotides long. RefSeq lists its product as uncharacterized. Lineage: Eukaryota; Fungi; Ascomycota; Pichiomycetes; Serinales; Debaryomycetaceae. The coding region runs from base 1 to 342 and encodes 113 amino acids. The record is from RefSeq and is a predicted model, not a curated record. The transcript has a single exon.